AUUUGGCUUUACCGGUAGGAGGAGCAACCUCUGCUUAUCUUCAUCCUCUAUAUAUGUUUCGGUAAAUGAAUCUGGACCGUUGAUGAUGACAAGUGUAUCCCAUACCUUGAGGCGCUUUACCUCUGCUUCUUCACCUUCUCCACUGAAACACGAACUCGUCGAAACACUGCAUAGGUUAGCAAGGUCUAACGACCUCCAACAAGCUUUCUCCUUGUUCUAUUCUGCGCCUAUCGAGCUUCAGUCCCACCAGGCUUACGGCGCUCUGUUCCAAGCAUGUGCGGAGCAACGCAGUCUCCGCCACGGCAUCGCUUUGCACCACCACAUGCUCUCGCAGCAUCCCUGUUCUUCUUCUCACUCGCGAGACCUUUUCCUCGCGAACCAUCUCAUCACCAUGUACACGAAAUGCGGGAAAAUCUUAUACGCGCGCGAAGUGUUCGACGAAAUGCCUGAGAGGAAUGUGGUUUCUUGGACUUCGUUGAUUACGGGGUACGCGAAGUCGGGGAACGAGAUAGAGGGUUUUAGUCUCUUCUCUGCUAUGUUAUCACACUGUUUGCCUAACGAGUUCGCCGUGUCGAGCGUGCUGACUUCGUGCCGUUAUGAGACCGGAAAGCAGGUACAUGGACUCGCUUUGAAGCUUGGUUUGCAUUGUUCGGUGUACGUGGCGAAUGCGCUUAUCUCUAUGUACGGUAGGUGUCGUCGUGAUGGUGGAUAUGAGGCUUGGACUGUGUUUGAGGCCAUGGAGUUUAAGAACUUGGUUACUUGGAACUCAAUGAUUGCAGCUUUCCAGUGCUGCAAUCUCGGGAAAGAGGGUAUUGGUGUUUUUAUGCGGAUGCGUAGGGAUGGAGUGGGGUUUGAUCGCGCCACGUUGCUUAAUGUAUGUUCUUCUUUGUACAAAAGCUCUGACUUGGUUCCUGAUGAGGUUUCCAAGUGUUGUCUUCAGCUGCAUUGCCUGAGUGUGAAGUCCGGGUUUGUGACUCAGGCUGAAGUGGCUACUGCGUUUGUUAAAGUUUAUUCGGAAGUUUUAGGAGAGUUUGGUGAAUGCUACAAGGUUUUUACGGAAAUGAGUCACUGUAGAGAUGUUGUUGCUUGGACUGGGAUUAUAACGGCGUUUGCAGUGUAUGAUCCGGAGAUGGCUAUUCAUCUCUUUGGUCAGUUGCGUCAGGAGAAGCUAAGCCCUGACUGGUAUACUUUCUCGAGUGUGCUGAAAGCUUGUGCGGGACUCGUCACUGCUCGACAGGCGUUGACUAUACAUGCGCAAGUCAUUAAAGGUGGGUUUGGAGCUGAUACGGUGCUGAACAACUCGUUAAUCCAUGCUUAUGCUAAAUGUGGCUCUCUUGACUUGUGUAAACGUGUGUUUGAUGAUAUGGAUUCGCGGGAUGUGGUGUCUUGGAACUCAAUGCUUAAAGCUUACUCGUUGCACGGACAAGUAGACUCAAUUUUACCAGUCUUUAAACAAAUGGACAUCAAGCCUGAUUCAGCGACUUUUAUAGCCCUUCUCUCGGCUUGCAGCCACGCUGGACGAGUAGAAGAAGGAAUGAAAAUAUUCAGAUCCAUGUUUGAGGAACCUGAAACUCUUCCUCAGCUAAAUCACUAUGCUUGUGUGAUCGACAUGCUAGGCCGAGCUGAGCGUUUUAACGAGGCAGAGGAAGUCAUCAAGCAGAUGCCAAUGGUCCCAGAUGCUGUAGUUUGGAGUGCACUACUGGGUUCGUGUAGGAAACAUGGUAACACACGUUUAGGUAAGUUAGCUGCAGAUAAACUGAAAGAGCUCGAACCAACAAACUCGUUGAGUUACAUCCAGAUUUCAAACAUAUACAGUGCAGAAGGUAGCUUUAACGAAGCUAGUAAAAGCAGAAAGGAGAUGGAGACAUGGAGAGUGAGGAAAGAACCAGGCUUAAGCUGGACUGAGAUAGGAAACAAGGUUCACGAAUUCGCAUCUGGAGGACGGCGCCGUGCAGACAGGGAAGCCAUAUACAAGGAACUCGAGAGGCUUAUUGGUCGGUUAAAGGAGAUAGGUUAUGUCCCAGAGAUGAGGUCAGCGUUACAAGAUAUAGAAGAGGAAGAACAGAAGGAAGAGCAUUUAUUGCAUCACAGCGAGAAACUGGCUUUAGCGUUUGCUGUGAUGGAGGGAAGAAGAAGAUCACACGAUGGUGGUGUUCCUGUGAAUGUGAUACAGAUAAUGAAGAACAUAAGGAUAUGUAUUGAUUGCCAUAAUUUCAUGAAACUGGCGUCUAAGCUUUUGGGGAAAGAGAUUCUUGUGAGAGACUCGAAUCGGUUUCACCAUUUUAAAGAUUCUUCCUGCUCCUGUAAUGACUACUGGUAAUCGCCGACAAUGAGUCCUAAUGUUACUUUCAUCUCAAGACAAGGGACUGGUUUGGAAAUAAAUAAAAUUAUUUUAUUAAAGAA
Molecule: messenger RNA, 2403 nt
Organism: Raphanus sativus (radish)
Lineage: Eukaryota; Viridiplantae; Streptophyta; Magnoliopsida; Brassicales; Brassicaceae
Product: pentatricopeptide repeat-containing protein At1g71420
Exons: 1
Coding region: 83-2320 (745 amino acids)
Biological process (GO): RNA modification
Molecular function (GO): zinc ion binding; RNA binding; protein binding
Source: RefSeq, a predicted model, not a curated record